This is a messenger RNA of Nematostella vectensis (starlet sea anemone), 2225 nucleotides long. Its product is annotated as phosphatidylserine synthase 1. The record is from RefSeq and is a predicted model, not a curated record. Gene Ontology annotation, molecular function: L-serine-phosphatidylethanolamine phosphatidyltransferase activity. NCBI's taxonomy places the organism in Eukaryota, Metazoa, Cnidaria, Anthozoa, Actiniaria, Edwardsiidae. Gene Ontology annotation, biological process: phosphatidylserine biosynthetic process. The transcript is spliced from 14 exons. Bases 38 to 1618 code for a protein of 526 amino acids.
CUGCCUAAACCACAGGCCUAUUAUCGAACAGAACAAAAUGGCGGAUGAAAGAACUCACUCGCGGCGGAAGAGGACAUUUUCUUCUUGUUCAACCGUUUCUUCCGAUGAUUACCAUGAUGCUAGCGAACAAAUUGUCGAGGACGUAACGUUAGAGUUUUUCUACAAGCCUCGCUCUUUGACAGCGCUGUCUUGUCUAUUUUUGUUUCUAAUUUAUUCGGCGUUUACAAGAAAUCCAGAUGCAACUCGAGAUGAGAAUAUAUGGAGUGGUGUGGUGUCGCUUAUUGUUGUUUUUCUCGUGCUUAGUCUAUUGGUUAUGCCAAAUGGUCCCUUCAUCAGGCCCCAUCCUGCAAUAUGGAGGCUUGUUUUUGGUUGCAGUGUCCUGUAUUUGAUGUUCCUUUCCUUCUCGCUGUUCCAAACACGAGAGGACUUCAGGAAGAUUUUAUUCUUUUUUGAUCCUGAGCUGAUAAAGGCAGGGCCUGAUACUGAGGAGUAUGCAGUCAACUGUUCUCAUAUUACAGUUCAGCGCCUCUGGGGUGUCUGUGAUAUCUUUGCCUUUGCCCAUUUCUUUGGAUGGGCCCUGAAGGCGAUGCUGAUCAGGCAUGCAGGGCUGUGUUGGAUGGCGAGUAUCACAUGGGAGGUCACAGAGGUGUUCUUCUCUCAUCUGUUGCCGAACUUCAAGGAGUGUUGGUGGGACGCAUUAGUUCUUGACGUUCUCAUAUGUAAUGGUCUUGGAAUCCACUUCGGGCUCUACGUCUGCAAAAAACUCGAGAUGCGAAACUACCACUGGGAGAGCAUCAAGGACAUUCACUCAACAUCAGGAAAAAUCACUCGCGCUGUGAUGCAGUUUACGCCUGUGAGCUGGACACAUGUUCGCUGGAUGGACCCGAAGUGCUCGUACAUGCGCUACUUUGCUAUUUCCCAACUGCUGAUCGUCUCACAGGUGGUAGAGCUAAACACGUUUUUCCUGAAGCACAUCUUGUACAUCCCCACGCGGCACUGGCUUAACUGGUCCCGGAUCUUCCUCAUUAGCUUGGUCGUCGCUCCUUCACUUAGGCAGUACUACAGCUAUGUGACUGACACGCGGAGCAAGAGGGUCGGAACACAGUGCUGGGUCCUCAUUGCGAUAACCUUGAUGGAAUGCCUGAUUUGUAUUAAGUACGGAUUGGCACUUUUCAAGAAAACUGAGAUGACACUGAUCGCGAUGUGGCUGCUCUUCCAGAUGCUCCUCUGUAUGGGUGUUCUGUAUUUCAUGGUCAUGACCAAAUCCAAGGUACAGGACGGGAAAGUAGUCAAGGCAAAAAUCAUGGAAAAAGUGCGAUUCUUCAAAAAGUUUGGAAGAAGAAAAGAGCUCGAAAGUAUCCCGGCCGACGACCCGACUUCCAAGACUAUUCAUUAUCUUGUGACCAACGGCCAUCACAUGACAGAAAACGGCGACACGGCCAAUCAGGGCGCUAGUAACGGUCACGUGAAGAGCAAAGAAGCCAAGGAUUUGACGAAUGGCGUCGACUACCUGAUCCCACCAUCCCCGGACCACGGAUCAUCGCGCAAGCGCAAACCCAAGCAAAACGACGGCAUGACAACGAGGCUACGCUCAAGGAAGUCUCAGGCGGGAGUUUGACUGCCCUUGCCAUGCACGCCUGGGUACAAGUUAGACUCUAAGUUGGCCUGUGAAGUCACAAGCCGCCAUGCUGGGAAUCAGAAUCAGAAUCAGAGACAUUGCGAAUAGUUCGAACAGUUCGUGAUGCAUUUCGUUGAUUUUGACCUGUCGAUAGCGAUUGACAGUUUUGUUCACGUGACCAUUAUGCGAUGUGAACGCUAGUGUUUUGUAUAACUGAUUAUUGAUUUUUGAUUAAGAUGACACUUUAUUAGAUUUCACCAAUUGUCCUUAGUUUUGUUCCAAUCGACCUAGUAUUUUAUCAGUACAAUAUCAGACAGGUAUAGAUAAUACAAUCAGAGACAAUAUAAUGUAACCUGACUAUCGAAGACCAUCAUGCACAUAGUCAAUCUCAUCAAAUGUGUUUGAGAUUCCAAAUUAUAAACAUAUUUUAGUUUUUUUGUGUGUGUCUGUUAAAGAUAGCUGCGUUUUUUUCAAUGUGUAUUUAAGAUGUAAUUUUCGGUUUCUUUUUUCAAGUUGUACUACUGGUAACCGUAUUAUGUUAUCAGGGCUUGUAUAUUUUUCUCUCAGUUAUGUACAUAUUGGAAGUAAAAGUGUAUUGUACGACUGA